AUGCCGCGCUCCUUCCUGGUGGACUCGCUGGUGCUGCGCGAGGCAGCUGAGAAAAAGGCGCCCGAGGGCAGCCCGCCUCCGCUCUUUCCGUACGCGGUGCCUUCGCCGCACGCACUGCACGGCCUUUCCCCGGGCGCCUGCCACGCGCGCAAGGCCGGGCUGCUGUGCGUGUGCCCGCUCUGCGUCACCGCCUCACAGCUGCACGGGCCCCCGGGGCCGCCCGCGCUGCCUCUGCUCAAGGCGUCCUUCCCGCCUUUCGGCUCUCAGUACUGCCACGCGCCCCUGGGCCGCCAGCACUCGGCAGGGCCGCCCGGGGUCGCCCACGGCCCCGCCGCCGCCGCUGCCGCCGCGGCGCUCUACCAGACCUCCUACCCGCUGCCUGACCCCAGGCAGUUCCACUGCAUCUCCGUGGACAGCAGCUCCAACCAGCUGCCCAGCAGCAAGAGGAUGCGCACCGCCUUCACCAGCACGCAGCUGCUGGAGCUGGAGCGCGAGUUCGCCUCUAACAUGUACCUGUCCCGCCUGCGCCGCAUCGAGAUCGCGACCUACCUGAAUCUGUCUGAGAAGCAGGUGAAGAUUUGGUUCCAGAACCGCCGGGUGAAACACAAGAAGGAGGGUAAAGGCAGCAACCACCGCGGCAGCGGCGGAAACUCCGGUGCCGGCGGGGGCGCACCGCAAGGCUGCAAGUGCGCGUCGCUGUCCUCAGCCAAGUGCUCGGAGGAUGACGACGAAAUGCCCAUGUCUCCGUCUUCUUCGGGGAAAGAUGACCGAGAUCUCACGGUCACUCCCUAG
This is a messenger RNA of Phyllostomus discolor (pale spear-nosed bat), 792 nucleotides long. It is a transcript of the gene GSX1, whose product is annotated as GS homeobox 1. NCBI's taxonomy places the organism in Eukaryota, Metazoa, Chordata, Mammalia, Chiroptera, Phyllostomidae. Gene Ontology annotation, cellular component: nucleus. The record is from RefSeq and is a predicted model, not a curated record. Gene Ontology annotation, molecular function: DNA-binding transcription factor activity, RNA polymerase II-specific; sequence-specific double-stranded DNA binding. Gene Ontology annotation, biological process: regulation of DNA-templated transcription. The coding region runs from base 1 to 792 and encodes 263 amino acids. The transcript has 2 exons.